This is a messenger RNA of Drosophila kikkawai, 4659 nucleotides long. The record is from RefSeq and is a predicted model, not a curated record. NCBI's taxonomy places the organism in Eukaryota, Metazoa, Arthropoda, Insecta, Diptera, Drosophilidae.
AUGACCCGCUUUCGCAUAAAAAAUUUGAAAAUCCUCUCCUGCUGCCUCAGCCUCUGGGUGGCGCUCUUUGGCGGAGCCCUGCAUCUGGCCCAAGGCAGCGAGUUUCCCGAGCGCGAAUGCUGCGACCUGACCACCACCUCCACGGUGGGCCCGCUGCCCAUGCCGCCCGCCGCGCUGCCCACCGACAAGUCGCUCUCCUCGGCCACUACGGCCUUGGAAACGGAUCUGGCCAUCGGACGAUCUGGUUCCACCAUAAAGGGCGUCGUGGCCAUAUUGAAUUGCAUUCUGGCACGACAGCUCUGCUUCGAGGAUCCGUCAUGUUCGGCCAUAUUGGAAAUUAUACCGCGCGUCUGCGGGCCCAUACCAGUGUCCUGCAGCACGGUGACGGUGACCAAGUGCCAGGCCGCUCUGCGUACCCUUCAGGCCUUUCAGUUCUUUCGGCCAACCUGCCUGUGCAAGGAGCCCGGCAUGGAUCCCGAUUGCAACCACUUUCGAGACUUUCUCUUCGAUCAUCCUUGCGGAUUUGUUUUAAAGAAAGCCGAAAAGGAUCCCUAUCCCAUUGAUGCCCUGCCCACCUGCAAUCACGCUCUGUCCGUCUGCCAACAGGAACGCAAAUGCCUGAAGCUCUUCGAGGACUUUAAAACGCAUUGCAAGGUGCGCGACAACAAGUGUAAAAUGGAAAACAGGGACGCCUGCCACGAUUCGUGGACCAAUCUUCGACUGUCGCCGAUGUUCGGAUGCAUUUGCCCGAACAACCAUAUGAAAAAGCGCUGUGAUCGUAUCUUUAAUAUUGUUAAUCACAAUCCGUGUGUGGAUAGACUAAUAUUCUUCCCCAACGGUCUGCCCAAAUCGAAGCAGCCGCGCCCCAAGACCAAGUCCAGAUCGAAGCAGAAGGCGAGACCCAAGUCCAGGCCGAGACAGAGGCCGCACGGCCGCAAUGGCACCGAGCUGAUGUCCAACAAUAUCGAGUACCACGACGAGCCCAAUGGCUUAAACGAUCCGGCAGGGGCGGAGGAUGAGGAGGAGGAGGAUUCGGAGGGAAACGGCAACGACGACGAUGACGAGGAGGAGGAGGACGAUGAUUAUGAUGACCGCAUACGAGCCGAGAUUUAUUCCAAUUACCCGCACUACCUCCAUCCGCCGUCGUGGGGCAUUAACAAUCCCUUGGUCCUGGCCUCGCACAGUCCCCAUACUUUGGACGACGACGACGAUGUGGUGGUAGAAGUGGUGGCCCACAAGAAACCACCGGCGCCACCGACAACAACGCAGCAACAACACAAGAAUGCUGCCAUUGCGCUAGAGCAUGACGUCGUGGUGGUGGUGGAUGCGGGUCCCGGCCCCCACUCCCAUGGCCAUCCGCACUCGCACACGUACUACACGCACGGCGAUCAGAACUCGACCACGGGAUCUGGACUACCAGGACUGCCGUCACCCACGAUACCCAGCCCACCUAACACCGGCACCAAAAUGCACAAAACAGCACCACCACUCGGCGAUUUAGUUGCCGGCAGCGAUAUAACCCACCGCACCUACACUGGCCCCACGAUGGAAGAACGAGUAAGAAUAUUGGGCAUGGACGAGAAACUGCAUCAGAGAAUCUUCAAUGAUAAUUUGGCCCUAAUUGAUACGCCCCUAAUAGCCAUGGGCACCGGCUCAGGGUCCGGCACGGUCACCACUUCCGGUUCCGGUUCCGGCCUCGGAUCCGGCAUGGGCCUAGGCUUAUCCGGCAGCUUUAACUAUCCGGGCUCGAUGCACGGCGUGCCCAGCUAUCCGUUCAAUAUAAGCGGCUUCCAUCAGCGGCACAUGGCAGCGGCGGCUGCCGAUAAUGAACCAUUCGAUAUCAUUGAUACGGGCUUCGGCUAUGGCGGAAACGGAAAUACCGGUGUUUACUACCAAAGUGGUCAGGAUGUCGAAGUUGACCUCUCAACGGAAAUAAUCAAGCAACACUUUCAGAGUACCUGUCACACGGCAUUGGACACUUGCCGGGAGGAUCCGUCCUGCUCCUCGUCCCUGCAACCGAUGCUGAUGCAUUGCGAGAUGCACCGGUGCAAUCGCAAUGCGUGCAUGUCCUCGCUGCAGGCCUUCUACAAGGGUCCCCACGAGGACCUCAAUCUGGACAUUGCCUUUUGUCUAUGCAAGAAAACAGGCAGCAGCCAGCAGAACGCCAAUCGGCACGACAUGUGCAUGAUUGCACAGGAAAAACUGCAUCCAGUGUGCGCACAGCGGCCGCCCGAUAACAGUAAUCCGGCCAGCUCCAAUGGCAUUUACUACCAUCCGCCGCCCGCCUGUCACGUGGUCGCCGACAGCUGCAAGGAGGAUCGCGAGUGCAGACUCAAGUUGGAGUAUUACGAGCAGGCCUGUGCGGUGGAUAGCGUGACCAAAAAGUGCGCCGGCAGACCGAGCGGCUGUCGAACAGCAAUGAUUGGCAUACUGGGCACCAUGCUGAGGACGACCUGUGCCUGCCAAGGAACAGAUCCCCAGCACUUGUACCAGUGUGUGGGAUGGCGGCGCCUGCUGUGGAUGAAUCCGUGUGUGGUUGAGGCUCAAAAGGAUUUCCAUAUGAAGCGAUUGGCUGAGCUCGGUUUCCUUACCACCACAACAACGACAACGACCACCACGACGACCACAACAACGACGACGACAACGCGGGCGCCACCGCCUCCGCCUCCACCGCCGCCCACCACAACGCCGACGACAACGACGACCAGUUUCCAGCCCAAGCAAACGCCAAGGAAGCCGGCAACGCACAUCUUCAAGGACGUGUAUGCGCCAAAAGAGAAAUCAGAGCCAGCAUCGGUGGAACACAAUUAUCUCGAUCUGCCCGAUUCAAUCCCGCUGCCCAGCGUAAAUGUCGAGAGCGGCGGAAAUGACGAUUAUCACAGCGGCAACGGCAAUGGACACGGAAAUGGAAAUGGAAAUGGCAACGGUAACGGUAACGGCAACAACGGCAGACGUAAAAAUAACGGAAAGGGACGUGGCGGCGGCAGCAGUAUAGAUUUCGAUGAUCCAGUAAUUUUCGUCGACCCAAGGGAAACAACGGAAUUUGUGGGCAUCAGCAUCACGGAGCCGGUAACCACAACAACCACAACAAUGGCGACCACGACAACAACACAGCCGCCAAGAAACUGUGUGGUGCAACGACCUCGCCAAUCGGAUCAACUAAUUCGUGAGGGCAGCAGCAAGCGGAUCUACUCCUUGGACGAUGUGGAGUGCAGCGAGCUGUGCAGCUGCGGCGACUCCCUCACCCUCACCUGCCACGCCCUCUGCGUGCCCUUCGCCCCCUGCCGCACCGCCCUCGCCUUCUACAGCCACGCCUCGCCCGCCUACCAGGCGUUCCGCGGUCGCUGCCUCUGCUACUCGGGCCGCUUCAUCUGCAUGAAGCCGCCGCUUGGGGAGUACAUUCUGCCAGGUGGGGUGUUCCUGCUUUUGGGCUACAGUGCCGCCGACGAGGCGCUGCUGCGUCCUCACACGAACCUCGGGGUGCAGGAUGCCGUGCGUGCCUUGCAGCAGUACGUAACCACAUACAUCGAUAAUCAGACGCAGUGCACCCUCACGCUGUUCAAUAUGACCGAGGAGAACAUAAUCAUUGCUGCGCGUCUGCCGCAUGAUGGCAAACUGAAGGAUAUUGAGCUGCUGCGCAAGGAGAAGGACGAGUGCACCGCGAUACUGAAGACCAUCAGUCAUCAAAUCAAUAGCGAGCACAGCGAGCUCCAAUCCCACCGACUGCUGAGCAUUUUCAAAAUGUCCGAAGUCGAGGUCAUUUGGCCGGAGAGCACGAGUGCGGCGGCCCGUAGUGGACACGGUACCGUCGGUGGCUGCCACCGGCUGCUCUAUGUGAUGAUGCUGGCGGUGGCCGCUUACUUCUCCAGCUGGACAGCGCUGUGUGUGAGCGAUGUGGCUUGGACAUGACAGCCGCAUAGCUGAAGGAUUAAGGGCCAGGACAAUUGCAUAACUGUACGUAGUAGAUACUCGUGGGGGGAAAAACAUACUCAUACUCAUACUCAUCAUCGGAAGCGGAUGGAGAACGAUAGCUAUAACUAUAAACUAUAAUGAUAUGGUGGAUACUCUUACUUAGGCGCAUAAUCGUAAUACUGUGUUGUAUACAUUUAGGAGCUAGUUCUGUGCUUUAGCUGCGAUUAUUGUAAAGCUUUGUUGUUGACCCUUGACGAUGAUGUUGCUGUCCCUUUUGAUACGAACGUAUGGGAUAUACAGAAACUUAUAUAGGACAUAUGCAUAUAUAGAACUCAACUACAUUAAUCUAUCAUUUAAUGUGAAAACGGAAACUGCUGUCUACAUAAUAAUACUGUUAGCAAAUAGCGGAAGGCAAACUCGAUAGUUGGAUUUGAGGUGUAUGUAUAUAGAGCAGGUAUCAGCAUUAAGUACUAUCCGUAGCUAGAGUUUUAUACAAAAAACAAUACAUUGUACACACACACACCCUUGACACACAAGAAUUAAGACCCACUUAUUGUUUGCUGUUUGAGCUCUAUCGAGUCCUUGGCUGCCUGCAUUAAUAAAGGAAAAUAAUAAAUGCCUUAACGUGCAUCCCGGCUUUCUCUCUUGAUUUUUAAUUACAUUUUAAUACGGCCUGGCCUUAUGCCGGGUCAGUCACUCGCUUAACACUCUUAUGCAAAUCGUUAUUGUUAAAUUAUUUCAUAGUUU